CCACCUUAACAUCUCUAUAAUCUCAUCUUCUUAUUCUUUCUCUACCACAAAGAUCCAAAUCCCAAAUCCAUCUCUUUAUUUUUUUACCUUUUAUAUCACAAAAUUUUGAAUAUAAAUUCACAGCACAAUCAAAACAAAUUCACUCAAUAAUCUAUAGAUACAGUAGAUAACAACUUUCAAAGAUAUGGCAGAGACCAAAACCCCUCCAGUGAUGAAGAUCAAACCAAAUUCCCAAAUUACCCCUUCCAAGCCUAAGACUACUGACUCUUCAUCUCUCAGUAAGAGUCUCCCCAGCUCAAAUAAGAUGAAAUCUUUCACCACUGUCACUAAAUCUGAGGUUAAAUCAAAACCGACAACAAUGUCGUCGUCAUCAACCAAAACAACGACCACGACAAAGACGACGAAGAGGAAAACUACUACCACCAAAGUGAGAGAAAGGAAAGUGUAUAAUUUGCCUGGCCAAAAACACGAUCCACCUCAAGAGAAAGAACCCUUGAGGAUUUUCUAUGAGUCGUUGUCGAAACAGAUACCAACAAGUGAAAUUGCAGAAUUUUGGUUAAUGGAGCAUGGAUUAUUGUCUUCUGAAAGAGCUAAGAAAGCAUUGGAAAAGAAGCAAAGAAAGCAAAAGGAGCUUCGUAGCGGAACUCCGCUUAAGUCGUCAUCAAAGCCACCAACUAAAACCGCAUCUUCACAGAAGCCGCAGCCAAGACCAAAUAAUAUUGGAUCUACAGAGAGGCCGCAGCCGAGACCAAAUAAUAUUGGAUCUACAGAGUGGCCGCAGCCCAGACCAAAUAAUAUUGGAUCUACAGAGAAGCCGCGACAGAAAUCAAGUAAUGGCGACAUUAAAGCCAAGAGGAAAAUCGACAGUGACAGUGAUGAGGACGAUGAUUUCAUUUUAAGUCAUAAAAGAAGAAGAGUGUAAGAAGAAAAGCCUCACAAUUUUUAUUUAAUAAAGGUUAUAAGAAGAAGAAGAAAGGAAUUAUGGGGAGGGGAGGCAAAAAUUCUGCAGAAAACCCUCAUUUGAUAUGUGUAUUAACCACUUUUGGUAUCUAUUUUAAAUUUUUGUAAAUAAAUAAUAUUGAAAUAUAAUUUAAA
This is a messenger RNA of Vicia villosa (hairy vetch), 1095 nucleotides long. RefSeq lists its product as uncharacterized. The record is from RefSeq and is a predicted model, not a curated record. The transcript is spliced from 4 exons. Bases 185 to 922 code for a protein of 245 amino acids. NCBI's taxonomy places the organism in Eukaryota, Viridiplantae, Streptophyta, Magnoliopsida, Fabales, Fabaceae.